Cinara cedri is the source of this 13580-nucleotide messenger RNA. The record is from the annotation of a GenBank genome assembly. NCBI's taxonomy places the organism in Eukaryota, Metazoa, Arthropoda, Insecta, Hemiptera, Aphididae.
AAAGUUUCCAGAUAUCAUCCCACGAAAAACAAACCAACGGUAUAACAACCAGAAAUUAUGACCGUGACAAACCGGAAGAAACGGAACGAUAUCCGUAGCCCGUGUCUGUUAGUAGCGUGCAAUUUGAUUAACAAGCAAAACGUCUCGGAGCAAAAUUUUUCUACAUCGCCAGAUUCGUGCUAGUAUGUCCCCAGUAUAUUUUUAUUAUAUUAUGUUAUUUUAUAUCUCCCAAGGUUAAGUAAAAAGAGAUGUAUAGUCAGAAAUAAAUCAAAUAACGAAAACCAUUUUUUUGAAUUGGAAACUUAAAAACCAAAACAAAAAUAUAAACAUUCCUAAAAAGUUUUAUAUUUUCAGUAUACGUCAUCAUAAACGUAGGUAUGUAAAUAAUUAAUUUAAUAACCAACUAUAAAUUACACGUCUUUAUCGUUAAUAAAUACUAUCUUAUAAUUUAUUUGAGAGUACCUAUUUUAUUUUAUUUGUUUUUUAAACAUUUUUCUUCUUACACAUAAUAAUAUUUUUGCACUGCGAUGGAUAUUGAAUUCGAGUAUAUUCUCGAUUCAUGGACUAAUAUAAUAUUAUACAAAAAUAGUAUAUAUAUAUAUAUAUAUAUAUUGAUUAUACGGUACUAUUGUAUCACUUUAUUAAUAAUAAUUUGUUUUUAUUUAUUUUUUAGCACCAACCUUUUUUAUGAAGAUCGUAGUCCCAUGACACUACCAACACCAGACGAUUCUACUGCUUCCUGGUUAGAUGUAAGCAAAUACGCAGUAUUAAUAUGUUUUUCAUUUAAUUUAAUCAUUCUAUAGUUUUGGAUUUCUUGUAGGCAGACGACAGUUAUCAAGUUGCUGAUUUUUUUGAAGAAUCAUCGCGUAUACUUCACGACGAAGAUGACUUUUCUGAUGCAUUUCAUGACCGGUUGCGUUUUGAAUAUGAACAAUGGAAGAAAAUUCCACACUUAAGGUCGUUAUUUUUUAUACUACCAAUUUUUAUCAAAGUUCUUUUUCACUAAAGUUCUUAAAAAAAUCAAUUAAAUACAUGGUUUCUUAUACAUAUAGUUUUUUUUAUAAAUAUUGCUAAAUAUGCACGAUUUUGAAGUCUCAUCAAUAACGAUUACCGUUAAUUUAUGAGCAAAAUAAAGUGGUUGGUUAUUAUUAUUAUAUUGGUACUUAUUUUGGGGUAGACUAACGUAGAUUUAUGCAUCAAUACUCAAGGAUUAAUUGUUAUAUUUAGUCAAUAGCUAUUUUUAACAGUUUUAAUGUGUUAAACGAAUUUUCUGAGACAAGAAAAACACGUUUCCACCACGUUAUCUAUCUACCUAUAUGUUUAUUGUUUAGAUUGAUGCCAUUAAAAAAGUUGAAUAUCUACAGCGGAUUUUUGUUUUAUAUUCAAUUUAUUUUAUACUUUUAUCUAUAUAUUUCAAUAAAACCCUAGUAUAUUGGUGUUCAUAAACAGUGACGUAUAUAACGGUCGUUUAGCCAGCAAAUGCCGACGGGGCCCCCUCCUAAAUUGGGUACUGAAGCCCACCUAAAUUAGGUAUAAAGUUGAUUUUUUUUCUAAAUUUUACCAUAAAAAAAAAAAAAAAAAACAAUUAUAUUGCAAAAUGGAAUAUAAUUUGCCAUUAUUUUAAUAAUCAAAUAAUUUAAAUAUAUAGGAAUACUUCAAAAGUAGAAAAUGUUAUAUUUAAACAAAGUAGAAAAGAUGGAACAAAUAAUUUAUAUUCACUACCAUUGAUCACAAAUAAUAUUAUUUAUAAUUUUAAUAGAGGCUACUGCAAUAAUGAGUAUUAACCUCUAUGUACGAAUGUAUGAUUUUAUAAUCAAUUUCUCCGCAUCGGGUUUCUUCACACACAAUACAAACUAAAAUACACCAACAGUCAAUAAAUAAUAUAUUAAUAGUUAUUUUACAUUUAUCAUUAAACAUUCAUUGUCUGAUAUGUUGCCCCAAAUGGAAACUCAUUUGAAAUAUUUUUAACAUUAUCCAUUGGAAGUUCAAGUGCUUAAAAAGCUACGAGUGUACUAAGAAGAUUAAAAAAUUAUCUUCGUUCAACUGUGAUUCAAAAUCGAACAACCAAUUUAGCCUUACUUCCCAUAGAGUAUGAACCAAUGUACAACUUCUCGAUAUGAACAAUCUUAUCAACAAUUUUUCCAAGGCUAUAGCUUUAGCUCGCAGUGAUUCUCAACUAUAAUUUAAUAAUUUUAUUUUAAAUACUAACAAUUUAUUUUGUAAAAUUGGUGUAAUUUUUUUUUAACAUGAAGAUUUGUUAUAAUAUAAAAUGAAUAUAGGUUGAUUAUUAUUUAUCGCGAUCGAAGCGAGCGUUUUUGUAAAUCUGAAGGAAGUAUUUUACUGAUAAAUUUUGUACAAGGUCCCUUUUAUGGAUUUUCCGACUUUAUUUGAAACCUUAAAUCCGUCACUGUUCGUAAAAAUAUAAAUAUGUGUUUUUAUGUCACAAUAUAAAGGUAAAUAUAUAUAGGUAGGUAGUUAUUUUGUGAAACUAUAAUAGUUUAUAUACUCUGCUAAAUGGACAUUAUAUUAUAAACGAUACUAUAAAGGCUAAACCAUGAGACUAUAGAAUAUAACCGAGGUAGUAGAUAAAUGAGAAAAACUAGCAAUUUUAUACAUAAUUUUUGUUGAUUUCUGGGAUUAUUUUGACAACAACGGAAAAAUUACGUCAGAUAAUGUUAUUCUCAGAAUCAUUUUUCAUUGACAAUAGUUUAUCGUUAUGUAUACGGAUAUAAAUAACAAUUACUCUUCAUAUCUGCCCUUCCAAUGUUCCCCCCAAAACAGAGGCUCACCUAUCUAAGCUUUUUGUAUGUUCAUACAUUUAUAAAUUAAAAUAUAACUACUUCUUUUCGGCUCAUUUUCAUAAUAAAGUUUUUAUGCAAUUCAUAUUUUUUUUCCGCAAUAGAUUACAUAAUGUUCAUUAAUAGUAAUUUGAUUAAAAUGUUAUUCAAAAGUAUACGAGUAUAUAUAAAAAAAAAAAAAUUUUCUUUUUAAAUCCUAAAUUUUGAAUGUAAUCCCGGAAUUGGUUCCAAUAAAUUUCGAAAUCACAGUAUUGUUAAAGUGGUUCGAGAUUAUAAUAUACUCUACUUGUAUAUCUCUACAUAUAACCAAUACCUAACCUAACCAAUGCUCAAAUUGGAAAAAUAAAAAAAGCUUUUCACACACUCUAUACUAAUUUUUAAGUAUAAUUCAGUAAUAAUUAAUCUCUGAAAACAAACAUUAAUAAUAAUACUACUGCAAGCUAACUUUUUGCUUGCAUAAUACAUAUUUCUUUUAGAUUUUACAAUAAUGAUUACUAUAAUUCUAUCAAGACAUGUUCUUUUGUUUUUUUUUCUGUAUGCCAACAACUUUUAUACCAGAAUUCUUUUUCUGAUUAACUUAGAGGUGAGGAUUUCUAUAAAAAAAUAUUUUUGAUGCCAUGAGGAAGUUAUUUUUUUAUUUCCUUUGUAGAACUCUUAACUAUGUAGAAAACCCCAGAAAAAACAUCUGGACAAUUUUUAACUGUUGCAUUUACACAGAAACGGUUUCUGGUACAUUCCAUUUUGUUUAUUCGUUAAAUAAUAAUCGCAGAGGUCGGCGACUUCACUGAACACUUAUUUAGGUAUAGUCUCAUACAUACAGUUCUUUCCAGACAUGGUACAAUUUUCAAAACAUUCUAGUAAUUUUUCAGUUAUUUAUUGCCAUUUGAAAUUUUCAAGGUUUUUUAUGAUUUUAUUUGGUUUUAUGUAAUUAAAAUUGUCUUGGCCAAGCGAAAAUGCUCGAAAAUUUAACAUAAGGUUCAUUAUGAGUUGUAAUUUGUGGAGGGAAAAGUUCAGUAUAAUACAAAGAUUUUUAUCUUUUUUGUAAACAUUUAAAGUUAAAAUUUUAAUGAAAAUGCAUAAAAAUACCAAAUAUGUACCGUCCAAUCAGUAGCGAAUCCAAGAGUUAUUUAAUAUAGGUGGUGAAUUUUACUCAAUAUAUAUAUAUUUAUAUAUAUAUAUAUAUAUAUAUUAUAUAAACAAUUAUAGAAUGUAAGAAUUGCGAUCGCCCUUUCGCCCUCCCUUAUAUCCACCAAUGUGUUCCAAGUUAAGUUUUCAAAACAUAAACUUUAAUUUGUACAGCUAAUUUCCAUAGACAUUUAGUCGAGUUAAUGUGUAGAAAACAAAUAAACCUUUUCUAAAUUCAAAAUUUAAUUGUAAUUUGAUAUUUUUGGAACUGCAAUUUACUGUGAUUGUUUGAUUUAGUUUAUUUUUAUAUAAAUUAAAAAUAUAUAAAUAUAUUUUGCUACAUAUCAAAUACUUUUAAUGUUGUUUUUUGUAGAAAAAAAAUUACUUUAACAUAGUUUUAACUUAACAAGCUCAAUUUGUUUUUUGGUACCUUUCAACUUUAAAUCGAAGGCUUUUAUGUUUAUCUAAUUCAACUUAAUCGAGUUGAUUAUUAUUUUCAUUAACCUACCCAAAUUCGCACUUGAAAUUUGACUAUUUCAUUUCAAAUAUUUAGACACGAUACCAUUUAAUUUAAACAAAGACAUCAAAUCACUAUCAUUAAGAAUGACACACAAUUAAUUUUGAAUAAACCUAGUUAUAUUUAAAAAAAAAAAACAUAUCCAACCUAAAUUUCUAAUGUAUAUACGCUUUAACCCAUAUAUUUGUAUUCAUUCAACAUUUGAUGAUAAUAAUAAUAAUAAUAAUAAUAUAUGUCUUAACAAUUUAGAUAUAUAAAUAUGGUAUUUAUUUUAAAAAUAAAAUAUACGGUUGGGCACGACUAUAUUUUAUGCUUAAAAUAUUAAGUUAGAAAUUUAUAGCAGUUCUUUUAGAGGGUAAAAUAUUAUUUUUGUAUUUUCGUCUCUUGGUAUGCGUUAAUAAUUGUUUACAUUACAGAAAUACGCAUUAAAAUAUUCUAUCCAGAAUAAAUAAUGGUACCUAUGAUGGUAUUUUAAAUUGGCAGUCUCGGUAUUUUUUCGUGGUCAAUUAAUUUUAAUAUUUAAAAUAUAUUUCAAAAGUUUAGAUUAUUGUAAUAUUUAUUUUUACAUUUGCACUCAAAGAAAUCAAUGAAUAUAAAGGUUUUAACUAAUAUUUUUUUUAAAUUGUUCAGUAGUAUGAUUUUAAAAAAUAAAUUAUAAAAUUUAUUGGAAAAUGUUUGAUGUUAAAGCAAAACAUUUACAUUAUGAAUGAAUGAAUAGGUUUUAAUAGGCGUUAACUGUUAACAUACUAUAACACCAUUAAGGUAUCAACAAACAAAAAAUACAAGUUACCUAUGUAAUAUAAUAGUAUAUAAUAGUACCACUUAAAUGUCUCCAAAAAUAAAUAUUGUUUUGUUCAAACAUUUUUCGUACAUUUUAAGAAAUAACUUAACAUUAUCAGCAAUACAUAGAAAUGUACAAUUCAGAGGGACACUUGAGACACUAUUAACGAAUAGUAAAAAUAAGACUGAAGAUAAGUGCCCACAUUGAAGACACUAGAUGUAGCUGUAAAAAUACGAGACUUAGAGCCAGGAAACUUAAUUCAUUCAUUGAGGCCAUGUAGGAUAACAUUAUGAUUAUAAUAAUUAUUAUUAUAAUGAUGAUAACAUGUAGGAUCAAAUUUAAUCAAAUGGUGGAUGGCCGAACCCAAGUGCCUCCAGUAGGGCUUCAUGAUUCAUAGAAUCGAAUGCUUUGGCAAAAUAUCUAUGUUAAUUAUGCCCACUUGGGAGUCACAAUUGAAAGCUUCAUAAAUAUAUUUACAGAUUAUAACUUUACAAGUUACAGUUCAGCGCCCAGGACAGAAGCGGUGUUGCUCAUCGAUCAAUAGUAAAUUUAAAACAAAUAGAUAUCAAAGAAUAAACAUCGAUAAUUAUUAUUAUUUGACGUAAGAAUCUAGAUUUUUUUUUAUCUAUAAAUCUAAAUUUAUGUUGUUACCACAGUGAUUCGUUCGACUUACUGUAUUACAUUCGAUAAGUAAUAAAAUCUUUUCGAUUUAUUUCAAGAAUACCGAUUGCAUGUCAUAUACGAUUAAAAUUAGUGACAGUCGAUAAAAUCAAUGAUUUUUAUAUCACGUGAUUUCAAGAAUUGGCCCCCACAAGUCAUAUAUUGACAGACAAGUCUGUUGCCGCGGACACGGUGAAUGCAUCAAACUGCACGACAUCGACACGCCGCUGUCGUCUUUGUGUACACGGUUUUUAUUAUUUACAUAAUUUGCCAAUCCUAUAGCGCCUAGGGUGUUUUUUCUUUAAACUGAAUUAUGCUUUAUUUUAACUCUAAAUGAAAAAUGUAUGAUAAUUUAAAAAUGUGUUUAUAAAACACAGUAUGAAAAAUUUCAAUUGAAGGAAAUACCUAUUAAAUACAAACACAUAUCGCAAAAUGUAUUCUAUAGAAAAAAAUGUCUAUAGCUACUUAUGUCGUCUAUAGAUACCGAUGUAUGAUUAAUCUCGAUUAAUCGUAGAAAGUUAGAUUUGUUUAUUGUUCAAUAAGAUGUCUAUUAACUUAUUUAAUACGCCAUUGGACUGUUGUACAAGUGACUCAAUCAGUACACCUUUUUGACGGAGUGUUAAUACUUUUAUCCAGUGACCCUUUCAUUCAUAAACGUGUAAUUUUUAAUAUUUUAUUACAUAUAUAAAGACAAUAAGAAAAUACAUGUGAAUAUGUAAUUCAUACAUUUUAAUACUUUUUAAAAUUUAAAAUUCUUUAAAAUUUCUGUGAUACGUUAUUUUUUUUAUCUCGAAUAAUUUUUUCUCAGUAUAUUUUACACAUUUCACUUAUAUUGACAGAAAAUUGAUACUGAAUGGUAGACAGUACAGUUCACAUCGGGACUGUAUUAAAAACCGUUAGAUACCUUCAAAAAAAUUCGCAUUGAUCAAAAUUCAGUUUUUAGUAACUAUUAUAAUAAUUUUAAGAUUAACAUUGUAAAAGCAAAAGUACUGUACAUUUUUUAUUUAUUGCGUUUGUUAUUUUUCGACUGCGAUUUUAAUGCAAUAUAUUUUCAAAUAUGACAUUUGUAUAUAAUUUAUAACGUAUAUAUUGGUUUUUUUCUCUAUAGAUAGGACAACGUGAUUUGUGUGGUCUCAUUAAACCGCCCCUCAAAGUGUUUAACAAUAAUCCUAUACAAAAAAAAAAAAAAAUACAAUUUUUAAUUUUGAAUAACUAAUAUCGGUAGGUAUUCAUACAGUUUAUUUUAUUUGCUCAGAGUAUAAGUAUAAUAUUUGCAUUUAAUAAACAAUUUUACAUGUAAUUGCAUUUAUUUUUAGUUUUUACUGCUAUGAUUUCGUAUCACCGGGACAUCGAAUUGAAAAAUUUGAAAAUUAUUUGACAACUUGCUUAUCUAUAUUAAGUUACCAUUUGAAAUUUGUUUAAGAACGUAUUCUGUCUUAAAAAGUUUAAAUUUAAAAAACAAAACAUUGUAAUACUGAAAAUUCCCGCUUUCUAACCAGAAUCUGAAAUUUGAUUUAGGGAAAAGACACUUUCUGCAAUGUAUAGACGUGCCUAGAAUUUCAUAGCAGCUGUUACUGAAUAUUAUCGACGGAACUAAUUUAAUAAUACAUUUUUUCCUUAAACAGUUUUCGGGGUAGCGUCUGGUAUUAUUAUAUAUCUAGGUGUAGUGUUAUCAUUGAUUUUGUCUUAAGAUGUCAAAUACUAAACAGCUAGUACUCCGCAAAGACAAAGACAAAAGCCGUGUUUAGAAAAUAUUUCAUAUAGAUUUAAGUACGAGGUUAUUUUUCAUUCACAGUUUUCCGGCUUUUAUAUUAAAAGAUAAUAUAUAUUUCUAUAGCACGUUGUAUAACUCGCUGUAUUAUAUCGCACAAAACAUUUAAUUAUAAAAUAAAUAUAAUAAAUCGGUUAACCUUUUUAUUUUAUUAUUAUUAAAUUAUAAUGUAAUAGUAAAAUAAUGUUUUAUAAGAAUCACAUAUAAGGUUUUUUAUCCCCCCACCAUGUAAAAAUUAAAAACAUUCAAAAGUAUAAAAAUAAAUGGUUUCCGAAAAAAAAAGUAAAAAAUUUGAGUCCCGUACGGGGAUAUAAACUUUGGAUGCAAAAUAAGUUUUUCUAUAAUUAUUUCAUAAUAUUGUAAUAUAUCACAAAUUUAGGUAAUUUAUGAUAUAAACAAAAUUACCUUCUCCAUGAUUUACAAUUUGUUAAUAGAUUUGUUUGUUUAAAGUUACUUGUAUAUAUAUUGUAUAUACUUAAAUAAAUAUUAAUAAAAUUAAUAUCAGAAUCACUUUGAUAAAUAACUUGUUCACAUUACAGAAUAAUUGGAAAACGAAUCGAUUGUCCACGUGAAAACAAUUUGGAAGUUAAUCAACAGAGUUGCCAAGUUGUCGGUGAACAAACUACCACCGCUGUCAACAAUGCAGGGAAUUUAAAUUUAUUACGUGAUCAAGUAAUAAAGAUCAUGACGGAAACUUUGUGGAAACGGAUAUUAGACAAGAGUUUUAUCAAAGGUGUAUGUCAAAGAAGAUCCGUGUCAGAAUCACGACAACCUAGCCGGAUUGAAUCCACUUUGACUGUUUCGUCGAUACUGCCGACCAAUAGACCACCAAAUAUAGUAUUCAAAUCUCGUUCGCAUUUAAAAUCGCUUAAUCAAAACGAACUCGUAUAUCACGGACUAAGGUACGUAGAGUGAUUUUAAAUUUGUAUACAUUAUUUAUAGGUAGAUAGGUAGGUACGUAAAAAUAUAAGUUUUUACAAAACCGUUUUUCAUAAAUUUUACUAGAUUUUUGUUACUGGAAGUUUCUCGAAAACUUAUAAGAAUUUGCAAAAUGUACUUAUCUCGUAUGGGUAGUUAAUAUUUUCCGAUCUAUACAAGAUGUUCCACAGGAUGAUCAUUGCGAUAACUUGCCUUGGAAAAUAUUAACUUUUUUCGGAGUUCUUUUUUUUGAAAAUGUAAGAAACAAGUGGCUCUAAAAUGGUACAUUACCAUUAUUUGUUGUUAGUUUUGGAGGUGAACUAACAACCUACUUUUGAUUUUUAAAUGACAACCUAUAUUAAAAAUUCCAUAAAUAGACAGAAUAUUAGUUUAAAUACAUUUUGGUAUUGACAUUUUUGAUUUCCGUCAAUCCGCUGACGAGAUAUUCCACUUUUAAGUUUUAAUAGGGGGAGAGUAGUGGAGUAUCAUUUGUAUGGGGACACAGCGCAUGGAGUUUGAAUAUUACUCCACUACUCUCCUCCUACUUAUACCCAAAAGACAAAUACCUAUAUCUUAAAUUGUCAAAAAAAUAAAUGAAAAUACCGAAAAAACUUUAAAAAAGUUAUUACAAUGAUCAUAAUAUCUUCGUGGGACGCCCUAUUUAAAAAUUUCAAUGACAUUUCAAUGAAAUUGCUUUGUAAUAAUACAAGUAAAUUUAAUGCACCGAAAAAUAUAUGUAUGCAAUUUUAACUUUUUCCGUUUUUCGGUCUACACAUGUACCCCUAGAUAGGAUUAUGAAAAAAAAAUUAAAAACUGAUAGUAAUAAUUUUUGAAUUGUUUUUAUUUCUUUCAGUAACAGAAGUUAUAAUAAAAAACCAUGUUCCGAAACCAGCCCUAUUGUUUUACCACCUAUAGAAAUUCAUCAAAAGGUACCUAUAUUAUAUUAUCUAUAUUUUAUAAUAAUUAGUCUAGAGGCAAGGUUAUAAUUAAUUCAAGUACCUAAGAAUAUACAUUUAAACUUUUAAAUGAUUUUAGUUGUAUGAAAAUAUAAAAUAAUAAAAUGUGUUCUGCAUGUUUGUUAACUAGAGCCGAGAUUUUGAUGAAAUUUUCAUUAUUUUCUAGAGCUUUCUGUACGAUGCUCGUAUUUUUACUAAUUCGUUUCAUAUUGAUACUUUUAAAUGGAAAUACGAAUUUGCACUUUGUAUUUAUUUGGAUUUUAAAAAUUUUUAUUUUAUAAAGUCAUUUACUAAUAUAUUUUUUAAAAGCAUAUUAAGAAGUAAGAGACAUUUUUUUUGGCGCAUCAUUUAGAAUCUGUAGGGCAUAAAAUCAUUUGUGUGCGAUUUUAUUAAGCAUUGCAUUCUCAGCCCUAUUUAUAGCUCAACACGUGCCUAAAAUAUUAUAUAAAUACACGAGUACCAAUAGAAAUCGAUUUACGAAAAAAAUAAUAUUUUUAAUAUAUUGUGUUUCUCACAACAUAAUACACAAAUUAUGUGAAAUGUAAAUGUUAUGUUUAUACCACGGCGUACUGCAUAUAAUGACUUACCUAUAUAAAAUUGAAAUCCGUGAAAACAAUUUUAGUACAAUAUAAUUUACAUGACGGAAAUUAUUACUAAAUUGCACGGGUUUCGGUCAUUGGGACGGACCAUUCAAUCCCCGUUCAAACAGAAUAAUGAGAAUCGUUAAACUAUACUUAUACAAUAUAAAGGUAGGUAGGUAAAACAGUAAACUCAUUUUAAAGUAUUUGGCCGCUAUAAACGAAGUUAUACCUUCGACUCGUACAAAAUAAUAAUAUUUAUUGCUUGAAUAAGCACUGUUUUAUUUGAGGGAAAAUUGUAUUAGUGCCUGCGAGGAGUUACGAUAAUGUUAUAAACGAUUUACAAAACGCGAGUGUGAUUUCACUUUGUAAUGUUGUGUAAAAGUUCACCGGCCAAAAAUAAUUCGUAACCUAUAGAAAAUCAUCAAAUUAAUUAUUAUCGACAAUGCACUAUCUUAUGUAAUAUUAUAUAAUAUUUAUUUUGAAAAAAAAAACAAUUAUCGCGAAGGCUUGUGACGUUUAUAAAAAAAAAAUAGUAUUUAUUAUUUUUUAUACUUUAUAUUUUGCACCAUCACUAAUAUACAACUUGAUUAAUAAAUUUACUAGAAAUAUUAAAAAUGGGCGUUAUGAUAUUAUUGGUAUAUAUGUAUUUACAAUCGUGUAAUAUAAUUAGGUAGGUAACUACUUGGACUUUCAUAAUAUAAGUAUCGCUGACUAAUAUUUUUUGGAGGUCAUAUUUUUAUUAUGAUUUGUAUUUAACGAUUAUGUGUGGAACAUUAUAAUUAUUGGUGCCUAAAAUCGUACGGUUAUCAAUGCAUAGUUAUUUCAUAAUAACGCUAUGAAAAUAACGGCCUAUUUUUGUGUAUAAUGCCAAAUCUGUUGUGUGUAUGCGUGGUGUGGGGCGAGAUUCGAUGAUGCGUCCUAUGGUAUAGUUUGUAGCAAUCACAUUAGAUCGAAAGUCGAGUAAUCAAACUUGUUGGGUAUAAUUAGUUUUAAAGAAGACAGCACAUGGACCGUUUUGCGAUCUGAUAGUAUACAAAUUGUAAAAAAAAAAAAAAAACUAUCCCCCGAUUUAUUAUAAUAUAUGUAGGUACCAAUAUGAUAUUAUUUAUAGUAAGAGUAGUAAAAUCGAAAUAUUUCAGUGUAAUGUAGUAUCUAAUGUAUAACGAUCCCGUUGUGAAAUAAUACACACACAAUUAAUGACAAAAAAAAUUUCAUACCCGUUUUUUUUUUAAUCCGCUCAAAGUAGGUACCUGUAAUUAAUACUAUACAACAGGUUAGGUUCCGUGGUUCUGUAUCUGACGUUAUCGUGAUAUUAUCAGAUAAUAAUAAUAAUAAUAAUAACAUUAUAAUAGAUAGCUAGGUAUCUUAACAAAAGCACGCUUUCGGUCAAUAAUAUCGCGAUAAUAAUUGUAAUCAAUUUGUAAAAUACUACAAUUUUGUUUACAAUAUUAUUACACACCUACGUACAUAUUUUUUUAUCUUUAACCUUGCACAACUAACAUAUUAUUAAAAUACACGAGUUGGUACCUAUACCUGCUAUAUGCAUGCACGUGUAUAUUAUUGAAUAGUCACAAUAAGUCCAUCGUGGUAUCAUUUGUACAAUAAUCGAAUCACAGACGGUUUCACGACAUUAAUAUCAAUCAAAACGUACCUACAUAAUAAUAAUAAUAAUAAUAACACGUAUAUAAUGUAAUACACUGUAUAUACUCGCCAAUUACGCGUUACACAGAAUAUAAUAGCCAUAUAUUUUUAAUGGUUUCCUGCAGUACCUACUUAUAGGUAAGUCGUUUUCCAUUGGUUUGAACGACCCGAAGCAAAUCCGUGUUUAUCGAUUAUAUGUCAGAACUGUACAUAAAGUUCCCCCGUAGUACUGCACGAUUGAAAUAUCAAAAAUACGAGCUAUACAUUUUUAAUAAUAAUAACAGAAAUCUCGAUGAGUAACAUGUUACGUGAAAUAAUUAUACGUCUAUAACUAUUUAAUGAUUUUUUUUUGAAAGCAAUAAAGCCACAUACAUAACACCAUGGGUGUUUUGAACACUAUUGUAGGGUAAUAAAUUAUAAUGAAUUCAACGAUGUGAACCGUUGCAAACAAAAACUGAUUAUGAAUGAAGCUCGGUUGAAUAUUUUUGUUGAAAUUUUAAUUGAAAACUCUACCUAUUGAUUUUCAGCUACAACAUGCUUUACAAUUUAUUGUAUUUUCAGCAAAAUUUAUCGAAACGUAAAACUUUAACUAGUAACAAUAAUAAUUAGGCACUCAAUAUUCAUAAUAAACCGUUCAAAUUUAUCAAAUGUAUUCCAUGGAUAAAUGAAUAAAAAAUUGCUAAAAAUAAUCAACUCAAAAAGAGCAAUAAUUUUCUAGAAAUUUGAUUAUAUUGACGCUAAUAUCAAUAUUUAGUGAAAAUAUUAGGUAUAAAUUAGAUAUAUAAGAUAUAUUAGGUUCUUAGUAUUGUUAAGUAAAAUUUCUUGUUUUUCUUCAGUUAUUUAAUGUUUCCUCAAAAAAAAAAAACUCGCCCUAACACUCCAACUAAAUUCCAAAUUCUACAAAUUGCACAAUUUACAUAUCGUACUUAAAAUUACAAAGAAAUGUCUGUAUAAGUUUAAUAUAAAUAUGCAACUAUAUACACGUGUAUUACGUAUAAUUCGUAAAAAGUAUCUCAAAUUUCUCGGAAGUUUGGCAAAAAAACACAAUUCAUAUAAUUUUAUAAUACAAUAUAUGACAAUGCAAUAUAAAUCUUUUAUAGCCUUUUAGAACGCCAUAUUUAGAUUAGGCAAUUUUGUGAUUUAACAAUGUUCAAAAUUAAAUUUUUUAUACUAAAACCUACGAGUAUUGACUUAAACCCUUCUUAUCUAGGAGCCUGGGUCCAAAAAUAUUGUAUAAAAAUACUAUAGUUAUAAUAUUAUAUUUGUGGUGUUUGCAGAAACCAGUGGACAAGACAAAACGAUGGUUUUCGGCCAUCGGCACUCCCGGAAGAAAUUGCAACCCACCAAGACCCGUGACUUCGGUUAGUACGCACAUCGACACCGCGGUAAAUUCAUUCGGACCGUUUCCGCCCGUAAUAUUAUAAUAAUGAUACAUAUAUUGUUAAUAAAAAAACAGUGUUCCGGACGAAAAACGCUUUUACAGAUUGACGUGUGCUUCAACAUAUCCAUCGCCGGCAAGGGUAUUUUAAGCAGUAAGAAGAACUCGAAGAAAAAAGGAUACUGUUCGCCGUCGUAGGGAGGCAAGUCCAUUCGUUGUGCUCAUUGUUGGUAUUGAUAUUGGAAAAUUGCGGCCCAUUCCCUAAAUCAAGUACGAGAUGCGGCCCGGGGUUUUACGUACGAAUUGCGACCACAUAAUAAUUACCACUUCAUAUGAGCUUACUAUACAGCGUUACCAAGGAGACACAACAGGGAUGUUGGCCUGUUCAGUCUCCUAAAAAUGCUAUAUUAUUCUUUUCUUUUUAAGUAAUAUUUCCGGUUAGCGCUAACCAACG